UUUUUCUAUCAAAAUGCAACCGUGGCCUUAGUAUUAUAAAAGGACUGGCGAUAUGUGCAAGAAUUUCUGAGGUAAACGUUAUUUUUUAACCUGUUUUCGAUGAUUAAAGUUGGUCAUGUGGCAACGUGAUGACUCAAGGCCGAUUCUGUUUACAACUUUCAAACUAAAAAAUCUGGAUUUCCCAUGGUUCGAUUUUCGUAAUUUGUGCAAAAAAAUUCAAGACAAAUGUCUAAACUAAAAAUCUGCUGGAGGGAUCCCCGAGAUCCGCUGCAGAUUUCGAGAUAUUUGGCAUUGAAGUGACCAUACUCAUUUCAACCUUUGCCAAAGUGGCGUCUAAAUAUCUGGGGAAGGUAUUGCCACAGAGGAAGUAUAUAUAUUUUUACUCUUUGGUAUUGUGCCACCAAAGCUUGGUUUUCACAAUGAAUUUUGAAAGUUCCCUAAUAUUAGGAUAAUUUUUCUUUACAGUAAGUGUUUAACUACUUUUGAAAGACUAUUUAGAAAACUUUGGGAGUUAUUUGCCUGUUUUUACAGAUUUGUAGUAACAAUGCAUUAAAUUAAUACAGUUAUCGUGUUAAUAAUUUUACAGUCAAAUUUCCGUUUUGUUGUUUUUAUUCUUGUACUGUAUAAAUUUUACAUAAAAUACACUGAACAAAGUUAUGGCGCCAUUUGAUCCUAUUGUGUGUGUAUAUGUACUGUGUCACUGUGAUACAUAUGUACAUGUUUUGAGUUAAACGAAUUGUUUAAUACAUUUUUGCUGAAAUAUCAUGCCUGUUUGUAUGGAUAGAUUUUACAUAUAUGUGACUGCAUACAAUAGUUAGAUAUUUUUCAAUUUUCAUCUGUAAAAUAUUGCCAUAUUUGUGUGUUGUUCUAGUAUUACUGUAAAUGGUGACACACUUUUGCAUUGGAUUGCUAAUUUUAGAGAUUACAGUGUAUGUAUAAAAUAAUAAAAUAGAAAAUUUCUUGUUAUGAUUUUGUAGAUGGUCAUGAUGGAUAUGGUAAUGAACUAAUGAAGGUGAUAAGGCAGAAAGUGAUGACCAGUUAAGUUAUGAGGAUUAAAGUGACGAGGAUGAAAUCACCCAUACUGUACCAUUCAAGUGAAUCGGUGCUGCUCAUGAGAAAAAUUACCGACAUCAUUUGGAACAGGCAUGCCUUGCUCGUCAUGGACAAGAUAAACCAAUGAAUGUAAGAAUACAGUCAGAGCCAUUGAAUCCAAUGGACCCAAGUGCAAUUGAUGUAGACUAUGGAACUGGAUGGACACAUGUGAUGUUGGCUAUAUUGCUUCUGAAUUAUGCAAGUAUUUGCACCCACUAAUUGCCGCAGGAGAUAUCUUAGAGGUCUAUGUUCAGUAUAUAAAGUAUAGGGUUGACUUUUUUUUAAAUAGGAUUUUAUCUAAAAUUUUUCAUAAAGUGACAUGAUCAGUGGCCAGAGUGGGAGACUCAAGUGGUAAGGAGGAGCAUGAGUGUAUGUUGACAGAUGUUUGUGAUAUAAUAGUAACUGACUAGGUUUAGCAAGUUAUACAGUAGAAAUGAUGUUAUUUAAAUUGUCAUUUUGGCCAACUUUUUAGAUUUUUUCAACAUUUUUACCUUUCACUUUAUCGCCAAACAAAAAUAAUUUAAUUUACUGUUGAUGCAAUGGAAGUGUUGAUAAAAUAUUGCAUGAAUUCAUUUCGUCAAGUUGAUAAAUUCAUACGAAUUCUAAUUUCUUUUUACUUCCUGUGUGUUUCCUAUUGGUCAAUCGGUUCUGAAACGAAAUCUAAUUGGCUCAUUUAAAAGUAACAGGAAGUUUAUCAAUUUUCUAUCAAAUGAAUUGAUGAACUUGAGGAAGGAAUUGGUGCAAUAUUUUAUCAACACUUCCAUUGCAUUGACAGUAAGCAGGUGGGUAUCUAUAAGAAAACAAUAUCUGUCAUGUGCACUUGUGCAACUCCCUCAAAAAUAGCAAUAUUGGGUUUUUUUUAAAAAUAAUAAUUUAUUAUUAGGACACCAAUAUGGUUCUCAUUAAAAAACCAUGUGCUAUAAAUAAAUGCAUCUACCUAUUUCGAGACUGAAUAUAAUUUAUUUUGUCAAGCCAUUUGAAAUUGCUGUGACUUUGUGUAACUGGCCUUUUGCAGGAAUUAAACCUAAACCCUAAAGCACCAAGUGACCCAUCCCCAACAAUAAAAUUACAUCUUACUGUCAAUUUCAAUUUGUCUUUGAAAUCUGACCACCAAUGUUUAUUUGUAUGUUCGGAAUGAAUGUUGUAAAGUUUGACUGCAGGUCGUUUUAAAUACCAACCUAAUUUUGUGAUACUCUUUCAAGCUGUGAUGAAAUUUUUGUAUAGACUUGUUGAGAUCUAAAUUUUAGUCAAAAGGUGAAAGGUUAGUGAAAAGCCACCUUAAGUAGGGGACUCCACGGAGAUUCGUUUGGCUGUAUCUUACAUGCGGUUGGCCUCCUCCGCAAGCAUCUCUUAAUCGUCGAGAACUUAUAUAAUUUAGUUAUUCAAAUAACUGAAUCAGAGUGAUGUUUUUAUUGGGUUACCUUCUAGGUAAGCCCAUGAGAUUAUAGGUAAGCCCAUGAGAUGCCUGCGGAGGAGGCUAACAUGCAGUAUCCAUGAGUAUGAGUACUUCCGCACACCGGAAGACGCAUUCGCAUGUUGUGGUGUGCAUGUGAAGUGGCGACAAUAACAAAAAAAUGUAAACAAUACUUAAGGUGGCUUUUCGACUGAAAAAUGACUGUAGGGUCCCUUUAAUAGCGAUUUACAUAUGAAUAAUUGGCCAUGCUUUCAAAAUGUAUAUAUUAAUAAAACACAAAAGUAUCUUUCAAAUAUGCUGGGUCUUUACUACUUUUUAAUACGAAAAGUGAUCAAAAAUCAGAUUAUUGAAAUUAGGAAGAGUUGCUCUUUCAAAUGAUACCAAGAAAACAAGAAGGACCCCAGAAACCAACGAGAAAUCAUGUUUUGAAAAUGGGAUGUUUUUGUCAUAUUCAUGCCGCUAAUGUAAAAUAUAUAAAUAAACUAGCCGAAUAAUAUAUGACGUAAUAAAACAGACAAUAAAUGCAAAAUAACAGUGAUUUUUAUUUAGUGUAAGUCAGUGACAAAAAAUGUUCGAAGUCAAGUUUAGUCAUUCAGAAUAUGUAAAUUAAUAUCUUGACAGACUUGACUAGUAUAUAUUAAUUAUUUUAAUAGUGUAUAAACAAAUAUAUGCUUGUUUAUGGCCAUUCUUUUAGUGUCCACACCUCCCUGUUGACAAUGUUACUGAUUUUAGACCCCUUCGGAAAUGGUUUUCCAGAAGAACCCCUCGGAAAUUUUCUUAGAAAUGUUUUACAAUUUUUCUCAAGCCCCUCGGAAAUAACUGUUGACAUUGUUCCAUUACGAUAGACCCCCUCGGAAAUUUUCGGGAAUUUAUUCACCUCCCUCAGAAAUUUUCAGGAAUUUAUUGACCACCCCCUCGGAAAUUUUCGUCAACAGGUAUACCUUCCUUCUCCCCACCCCCGGAAAUUAAAAAAAAACUGACCCCAGAUAUUUCCCUUUUUAUACAACCCCCCUUGGAAAUUUCAACUGACACCCCGUCAGAAUUUCAGAUCCCCUUCGGAAAUCUAGUCAAUGCGGAUAUUAAAUGGAAUUGCCCUUAAAGUGCUACUGCAACGAAUUUUUCGACCUCAUUUUUUUAGCUUAAUCAAAAGUGCUUUCCUUCCUAACCUGUACCACAAACAGAAUGAAAUUGGAAUUGGUCAAUUCAAACCGAUUUUAUAGCCUUCCAAAGUGGCCAUUUUUUGCACGUCCUGUGCGAACUUUUGAUCGGCCAUUUGAUGCUAUGUGACGUCAUAAGAUUUCGUCACCAUUGUUUGAUUGCUCCAACACAGUCACAGAUGGUAUUUGCCUAUCUGCAGCGGCAUUAAAUUCAUUAAUCUCUCUAUCACUUCGUCUAGUGAAGCUGUAUAAUAGCUGAUAGGCAACUGGUUCAUUGUCGUAUUUGAAAGCCGACUUAACCGAGUCCAUACUCAUUGGCUUCUAGAUGCAGUACUGACCCUAUUAUUUGAGUCUCUAUCAAACCGUCAUUCAGCCGUCAAAUAAACAAUAAGAUAUAGCACUUGUUCUUCGAUUUUUAAAUGCGCCAUAAGGCCACAUAAAAUAUAUUCCUUGAUUCUUAUCACCGCCCGACUGUAUUUUAAGGGACCAGUCAUUAUUAAUGCCGGGUAGGGGGCCGGAGGAAAUUUAGAGAGGCCACAAAAAAUUUUUGACCAGUGAAGGGGGGGGGGGAGAAAAUAUUUUGAACAUAAAAGGGGGGGGGCAAAAAAUAAAAUCUAUGGAAUAGUUUGUAACAUGUAAUAUCAAAAGAGUAAUGGAUAUAUACAAUAUACAGUAUACAUACAUACAUUGAACAGUAAUGCCCAAUAUAUUGAACCUAAAAGUUGUGUUCUAGCUACUGUAUAUGGAAAUUGUCAUCCUCAUCAUCACCGUAGAAUUUGUCCGAAGGUCAUGCACUGCAUUUGCAAAUGCAAUUACAUUAAAUUGACAGUUGUUGUCCUGUUUUACACUUUUUAACACAGUGGACCUCUUUGGCAUGUUCUGUCUCUGCAUGUUGUUGACAGUCUGUUCUGCCAUCUCUUCUAAUGCUUCCACCAGACACAAAUGUUUUUUUAUCAAUUAGUAAAAGACUAGGCCUGAUGUGUGAUUUUUUUGUUUGAGGGCCUUCGUCUAUUGUGAAACUAAAGUCACUCCUGUCCACCUCAGGGCCUUUUUUAACAUACAAGCCCAGUCCCCCCUUGUGCCCCCCCCCACGAAAUCACAUCCCCCCCCCCAGGAAAAGUCCCUUUUUCCUAAAAUUAUAACAAACAAUCCAGCGAAGAUUAACAAAUAGAUAAACGGAAAGUAAGUUUUAGGCUUUAUCCUCUGUUCUUGUUUAACAAAAUCGAUUUAAAUUGUUACUUUUUUUACCACUAAGCCAUGAUUGUUAAUAUUUUUUUAUCUUUUGGAUGCUCAGAAUGCAUGAAAUUUCACGGUUUCAAAUUUCAAAAAUUUUCUUGGGAUUAUCCCUCUAAUAAGUAAUGAUAAAUUACAGUUAAUAUUCUUUUUUACUUUUUGUGCAUUUUUCCAUCUUUUAUUUUAAAUACAACUAUAGUUAGCAUAAAUUUUAGAGCAAAUUUGGAUGCUCAGAAUGCAGGAAAUGGCAUUAAUUCCGUGGUUCAAAUUUCAAAAAUUUUCUGGGGGAGUACACCCCCAUACACCUGACCAUUGCUAUCCUCUAAUAAGUAAUCAUAAAUGAUGGUUAAUUUUUUUUUACUUUUUGUGCGUUUCUUCCUUUAUUUAUUUCAAAUACAAGUAUAGUUAGGAUAAAUUUUGGAGCAAAUUUGGAUGCUCAGAAUGCAGGAAAUGACAUUUCCGUGGUAUAUUUACCACACACGUGGCUUUCAGCCAUUGCUAUCCCCCUCUAAUAUGUUAUCUCACAGAAAGGUCCCUUUUCAAAAAAUGCCCCCCCCCCCCACGGGAAAAUCCUUAAAAAAAGGCCCUGGUCCACCUUGGCUAUCAUUUUCAAUAUUUACAAUAUUCUUUACAGCUGCAAGUAAACUGAGUAUGAGGGCAGGAAAAAUGCUUACGAAACUGACUUACAUUCAUUGAAUUCAGAAUUGCGGGGGGGAAGGGGGGCUAUGAAAUAUGUUGCCUCAAAAAGGGGGGGGGAUAAAAUGAUUUUGUUAGAAAAAUAAGGGGUCAUGAAAAAUUUUUGCUAUUCAUAAAAAUUUCCUCCGGCCCCCUACCCGGCAUUAAUAAUGACUUGUCCCUAAGGCUAAAAGCCGCGUGAAAAUUUUUUAUAUUUUGUUAUACAAUAUAAAUGUACCGCCCGACAAAAUAUUUCAAGACAGUUGGGUUUUUAGUGCCAUUUUAAACUGCCAAUUUCAAACAAAAAGAACCUUGGAAGAAAUUUCAUUGCAUUUUAAAGGAACUUCGCAUUCAGUUCAAGGGUUCAGUCAUUAAAAUACAAAACAAGUGAAACUCCAAAAAUCGAUAACGUGAUUUUUAUUUAUCUACGUUUCGACUAUAUUUCAGUAGUACUAUUACUAUUUAAUAUCUUUUACUAUUACUUUUACUAUUACUAUUUAAUAUCUUUUUUAUUAUCUAUUUUUUUUUAUUUAUUUAUUUUAUUUUUUAUUUUUUUUACUUUUACUAUUUUUUACUAGUUUAUCCUGAUGAUGACUGAAAUAUAGUCGAAACGUAGAUAAAUAAAAAUGUUAUCGAUUUUUGGAGUUUCACUUGUUUUGUAUUUUAUUAACUGAAUACUCAGUGGUUCUAAAAAUGUUCAGUCAUUGUUCGUGGAGAAAUAUGUUUAUUUCGGUUUGUCACACUUCUCUUUGGAAAUCACAGAAAUAUUAAAUGUUAGGAAUUACUUUUAUUUAUUGAUAUAUAAAUUAUAUAAAUAUAAAAUAUAAACCUCCCGCCUCUUCGACAUUUUCAAAGUGUAGUGAUGAGAAUCAAGGAAUUUAUUUUAUGUGGCCUAAACAAGUGAAAUAGACAAAAAUUCCACUGCAACCUGUUGACGCGCCAUAUACUGUAAUUUACUACAAAUACAACCUUCAUAUCUUCGUUUCUGUUCAUCUUAUGACACAAUCUCGUUCCCAGAGUAUGCCUGUUCGCGAGUUAGGUAGUGGCAUGACUCUGAGGAAAUCGAAUUUUUUUUAUCCAAAAUGAGAUAAAUGGCGCAUGCGCUUUUAUUGCUUAUGUUUGUUCCGCUUACUAAAUUCGCGUGGGCACACGCUCACAAUCGAUAUAUUUUGUUGAACAGAUUCUCAUCAGAAUAUAGUAUACAAAAUGGUUUUUUAUACGUUUAAAGGUGCUUUAAAUCGCACAACUAUUAAAUUAUAUUCAAUGGCAAAUAUUGAAAGAGCUAUUAAAGCAGCUAAAUUGCAGAAUACCCGUCCACUAGUAAUAAUAUAUCAUGCAGCUACCAUUUCACUGGUACGCGGAUACGUGAUCCGAACUUAAGCAAGGAAAAUUGUCAGCGGAGAACAUCAAUAGAUUAAAUUCUCAUGACGUGCAGUAUAAUUGAAAAUGACGUAAUGAUAAGAUAGAUGUACGUAGUAUUUAUUGGAUACGCGGAUACGUGGCUACGAAGUUAGACGAUGCGUAUAAACUACGACAAUAAAUACCAUAUCUUAUAAUUGCCUCGUUCUUUAAAAACCUCAUUCCACUUAUAAACACGAUGCAUAUAAACUACGACAAUGUAUAAAAACUACGACAAUGAUACCACAUCUUAUUGCCUCGUUCUUUAAAAACCUAAUUCCACUAAUGCAUAUAAACUACGACAAUGUAUAAACUGCGACAAUAAUACCACAUCUUAUUGCCUCGUUCUUUAAAAACGAUGCGUAUAAACUACGACAAUAAAUACCAUAUCUUAUAAUUAUUGCCUCGUUCUUUAAAACCUCAUUCCACUUAUAAACAUGAUGCAUAUAAACUACGACAAUGUAUACUAAACUACGACAAUAAUACCAUAUCUUAUUGCCUCGUUCUUUAAAAACCUAAUUCCAAUAUAAACACGAAAGAUGCAUAUAAACUACGACAAUAAUAAGAUAUCUUCUUAUUAAGAUAUCUUCUUAUCAACUUAUAUACACGAACGAUGUCCAUGCAUAUAAACUUAUAAACACGAACGAUGCGUAUAAACUACAACAACACUGAAAUUUAACACCAUGCACACAAAUCUAUAUAUUACUGUAUUUGCUUUUUAUAUUUUAAAACCAAUUUCAGAAUAUAACAUAUUUUAGCUUAUUUUCAACUAUAUCACAUAUUUUACAACACUUCAAAAGUUCACAAUAACUUUUUUUAACAUCCCAAAGAAACAUUGAAAACAAGUCUUUUCCCUUAAGUUCGUAACGCCACAAAAACUCAGCUAAGUAAGAAGAAAACGCAAUCUUUCGAACACCAAACGAUGGCAUUUUGCAUUUGGCCUGCCUCCAGUGCCUUUCAAUUUUGUUCGUAUGAUCUCCAUCAUUGUUAACAAACUCUUUGGAAUGGUUCACUAAGCGAUGUUCAUACCCAUGUUUUUCUAAGUUUAUAUACGCUUUCCAACAGUCUGAUACUAUGAUUGAGCCUUUCGCAAUAUGCCUUCCAAUUAUCGGUAAUAACGUGGACUCGUCUCUUUUUUCCACGGCUAUACCAUAAAACUUCGUCUUGACUCCUCCCCGAUUCCCCCAAAGACCCACUGACCUUCCACACGAUGUCCACGAUGAUACUUUCUCUUUCCAAAUUUGCUUUCGUCAAUCUGCACAAUCUUGCCAGGACCGCCACGCCAAUUGGAUGUUCGCGUUCCAUAAGUGUAACUUCGCACGUUUCUCGACAAAAGCUAUCCCAGUCAACUGCUGUAUGAGCGGCAAUAUUCAACUCAUGUCGUAUUUCGUCUUGUCUCACAUCACGAUUCACGGCACCACCAAUAAGUAAACUUCUUCAAGGGUCAUGUUGCUUUUUUCAAACCAGCUGCCUUUCCGAAUUGAUAUCUCGAUCUUGUGCCUCUUGCCAUUCACGCUUUUACGGCAUUCCCAUUUGUACUUAUCAGAGCGGUCAUCGCAUUUAACAAGUUUCAUGGGAAGGUCACAGUGACAGCAGAGUCUACUUUUUGCAAUUAGUCCUUCAUCCAUACACCAUUGUAUGAUUUCCUCUUUGCUUCUGAGAACUUCGUCUCUUAAACGAUCAUACGUCCAGUGUUUCAACUUUUCCUCACGAUUGUAACUGUCAUGUUUUUCUCCGCCACACUGUGUACCCACGCUUUUCACUUCCAAAGAUGAAAUCACUGUUUGCGUUUCGGUGUUUUUCUUCCACGUUUUGGUAGAUUUAACGCACACUUGAACCGCCUUCUCCAUAUGAAAAUUCAAACAAUAUUUUAUUGAGUAUAGCAGUCUCUUUAAAACCAUGCAAGUGUCAUCUAUUGUCAUAUGUAACUCUGAUGAUAUGUAAUGACACUAAAAUGCCCAUUACUUUUGAGAUAAAUGCAUUAACAGACAUAUCACGCAUAUCAUAUUGCAAAUUUUUGCGUCUCAACUAAAAAUAUUCACAGACCUGUCACCAUAACAGCUUUGACUCUUUAACGGUUCACUUAUACGUAUAUACAGCAAUUUCGAUAAUCGAUAUGGCAACGAAAAAUCCUCUCACAAAAAUUGCUCGGCAACACGAAGUCACAUGGACGCAGCUGCAGAAAAGAAAGCAGAUGUCCCGUACAUUUUCCAACAACUUUUUCCUGAUGAUAUGGAGACCUUUCUACGCCACAAAGCUUCGUCCAUCAAUAGCUCCAUUGGAUACAUCGUACCUGCCCUGCUUUCAACAACAGCUUUGUCAGCGAAAAAUGGUUGCAGAGUUGCCACUGCUACUCACGAGCAACCGAUGAACAUUUACACGAUAUUUGUCGGUUACCCCGGCACUGGAAAAUCGUCAGCAAUUCAACACGGUUGUUUGGGACCCCUUGCAUCUUUGUUGGACAACGAAUUGAGCAGCUUCAUUCUUGACAGACAUAAUUCCUCCAGCUUGGUUAAACACAUUUCAACGAAGCAAUCAACCUUCAUUGUCUCUCCUGAAAUCUAUGACGUCCUCAAUAAACUGCUCAAAAAUGAUGAAGACAACGCGAGCGGUGACGCGAGUUACUAUGUACACUUUUUUCCGGCGAAGCGUGUUCUUACACAUACUCCACAGAAAGCAACCGAGAUAUUCCAGCCAACACUCCUUUCGCUAUCCUCGGCUGCACGCAAAUGCCAAAUGCAGCCGAGCAACUUGCAACUAAUCGCAAGAAUGGACCAAGGACAAGGCUUGAUCGACCGCUUUCUGCUAGCUGUACCAAAUGCUCUUUGCUCAACAUCAGACGAAGUUGAAAACGCAAGAGAACACCUCAGUACUGAACCUGAAGAGUGAAGAUUUCCUUAAUCAAGUUUUCCACUACAUCAACGAGUGCCAACAAAAUAAAAAAAAUGCUUAUGAGUUCCACGAUGAAGCUAAGCAAUUCCUGAAGAACAAAAAGGACGUCUUCGUCGCGGAAGUCAAUGAAGCAAUACAGAACGGUUCUGUCAUCCCACCCAAAUCAGCUGCACUCCAUGUAUUCA
This is a messenger RNA of Paramuricea clavata, 10046 nucleotides long. NCBI's taxonomy places the organism in Eukaryota, Metazoa, Cnidaria, Anthozoa, Malacalcyonacea, Plexauridae. The record is from the annotation of a GenBank genome assembly.